AUAACAUGCCCAUCAUUAAAAUUCACGCUCGUCAAAUCUUCGAUUCUCGUGGUAACCCUACAGUUGAAGUUGACCUUACAACUGAGAAAGGAGUUUUUCGCGCAGCUGUUCCCUCUGGUGCAUCCACUGGAGUUCACGAAGCUUUGGAGUUACGAGACGGUGUCAAGGCCGAUUAUGUUGGAAAAGGUGUAUUGAUCGCAGUUUCUAAUAUAAAUCAUAAGAUCGCCCCUAAACUCAUCGAGGCUAAUUUGGAUGUCAAAGAUCAAACGGCAGUUGAUGACUUUCUCUUGAAUUUGGAUGGAACCAAGAAUAAAUCAAAUCUUGGUGCCAAUGCGAUUCUUGGCGUAUCACUAGCUGUCGCAAGGGCCGGCGCUGCUGAAAAAGGGGUUCCGCUCUAUCAACACAUCGCAGAUAUCGCAGGAAGUAAAAAACCGUUUGUACUUCCUGUACCUGCAUUUAAUGUUAUCAACGGAGGUUCUCAUGCCG
Molecule: messenger RNA, 486 nt
Organism: Acaulospora morrowiae
Lineage: Eukaryota; Fungi; Glomeromycota; Glomeromycetes; Diversisporales; Acaulosporaceae
Source: the annotation of a GenBank genome assembly